Molecule: messenger RNA, 982 nt
Organism: Dipodomys ordii (Ord's kangaroo rat)
Lineage: Eukaryota; Metazoa; Chordata; Mammalia; Rodentia; Heteromyidae
Product: acyl-CoA dehydrogenase family member 10-like
Exons: 2
Coding region: 33-368 (111 amino acids)
Molecular function (GO): oxidoreductase activity, acting on the CH-CH group of donors
Source: RefSeq, a predicted model, not a curated record
UCCUGGAUCCUCGCUGCCAACUCUGUGUGUUUAUGGGGAAAACAGACCCGCAGGCUCCUAGGCACCAGCAGCAGUCCGUGAUCUUGGUUCCCAUGGAUACCCCCGGGAUACAGGUCAUCCGGCCUCUGACAGUGUAUGGGCUCGAUGAUGCUCCAGGUGGCCAUGGUGAAGUCCUAUUUGAGCGUGUGCGUGUGCCCAAGGAGAACAUAGUCCUGGGCCCUGGCCGUGGCUUUGAGAUCGCCCAGGGCAGGCUGGGGCCUGGCCGGAUCCAUCACUGCAUGAGGCUGAUCGGGUUCUCAGAGAGGGCCCUGGCUCUCAUGAAAGCCCGCGUGAGUACCCCUUGCCCGCCUUUUCUGAGAGCAGACUAACCAUUGGAGCCAGGUGAUGAUGUGCUUCCCAGCAGCUGGGUCCUCAGCUUGCCUCUGCAUCUGCUGCUUUGCCACUCAGAGCAGAAAGGCCCCACUCUGUCCAGGCGACCAGACGGAAAGCCAGGCUCUGUGGCAGCUAAUGGAGAGGUUCUCAGCCCCAAAGAGUCACAGCCUGCUCAGAGCCGUUUGUAUUCCUCCUGGUACAUGGCUGAAACUGAUGCCAAACUGGGUGCCAGUGGCUCACACCUAUAAUCCUAGCUACUCAGGAGACUGAGGUCUGGAGGAUCGAGGUUCAGUGUUAGCCGAAGGCAAAACGUCUGUGAGAAUCCAUCUUCCAAGUAACCAGCAUACUUAUAGGCCAAGGGCAUGGAUCAAAUGGUAGAAUGCCAGCUAAGGCAAGUGCAAGACCCUGAGUUAAACCACAGUACUGGCAAACAAUCAAAACCCAAUGCCAGGGUAAACCCAUCUUGCUUGCUUCUUUACCUGCAUCUGGAUUCCAGCAUCUGGCCCUGGACUGCCCUCCUACUUCCAGCAUGUUCCAAAAACAUAAUGUGCUGUGGCCCUCGGAGGCUGGAAGUCUAUGCAAGGGAGAGUUAUUGCUAAGGAUAAGAGUU